This is a messenger RNA of Mytilus californianus (California mussel), 2587 nucleotides long. RefSeq names its product von Willebrand factor D and EGF domain-containing protein-like. The transcript is spliced from 12 exons. Lineage: Eukaryota; Metazoa; Mollusca; Bivalvia; Mytilida; Mytilidae. Bases 427 to 2406 code for a protein of 659 amino acids. The record is from RefSeq and is a predicted model, not a curated record.
CCUGAGAAAUAUAAGUAUAAUGUAAUAGAAGGUGAACACGUAAACAUAGAUUUCACUUCAACAGUUCCUAUUGGAUGUAUAGCAUCACAUCCUGACAUACUAUCCACUUGCUAUCAGAAUUUUUAUAUAUACCAACCUCAGUAUGACAACGAUGAACCUGUUCGUUGUAAAAAUAACAUCGUCAAUAGAGACGUUGUCUUCAGAACAAAUUUCUGUGGAAUUAAAGUAGGACAUCUUGAUUGGAAGGAGAAAAAACGUUUACAAGUCUAUGGUUUCAGCGAUGGUCUCUACAAUCACCAAGACCGAUCAACCGUCAUCAGAUUCUCGGCUACAUCUGUAUCUGAUGUCAAUUAUAUUUGGCAAAACAUCAAGAUUCCCGAUAUCAAGUUAACUGUUAUAGACAAAGACUCUGCUUUGACGAGCAGAAUGUGCCAGUCUUACAAUGACCCUCAUAUCACAACAUUUGAUGGUAGAGCAUAUCAUUACAUGGAUAUUGGCGAGCAUGUAAUUUAUAGAAAUGAUAGAGGACCUUAUUGGGUACAUGCUUUGUUCACCAACUGUGGAUUUGGUUGGGCUGGAUCUGCAUGCCACUGUGGAAUAGCUAUCAGGAGCAGACAGUCUUUGUUUGUACUGAGGACAUGCAAAAAGAUUUCACGAACAGAAAAAUACCUACUAGAUCAGCCUAUAACUGAAAUCCGAACAUGUGUUGAUAGUGAUUUGUCAGUUGUCAGUAGCGGUAAUAGUUACACGGUCACAUUACCCAUAGGAACGGAAAUCAAAUUUACCGUGUCUACUUAUUCACGUUUCAUCACAAUGGUAUCUGUUAAGCCCUCCAUUUAUGACAUAAAUGAAGCAAGAGGUCUUUGUGGAGUUCCAAGUGCCAUUAAAGACCCAUCUGAUGAUUUUUUUCACCGUGAACAAGGAUCUAUAAACAACGAUCAGGAGUUUGCCCGUUCUUGGAAGAUUCAUCCUACUUCAACUCCGAAAGAACAGCUCUUCAUACCAAAUCCUCAUUUUCUUUCCGAGGAACCCAGCAUUGAAAUUGAAAUUAAAAACGACAACUCAAAUGCAAACGUGACGACAGGAACCUAUUGUAUUUGUGAGAAACAAGCAGGAACAGCAGACGACCAGUUUUAUACUGCUCAGUGUAGUCUGUCAGACAGUACACAGUAUUGUCCUUCUGAUGAACAAUUGUUACCUGGGAAUGAAAAACAAAAUAAUCCCGUUGUAACAGUUUGUACAUCAAGCAGGCAGAGAAGAUCGUUGUCGCAUAGAACUCGACGUAGCAUUACAGAUACCGAUGAUGUUGUUUUGGACAAUGACUCCUUGGAUUACGAUGAUGACGUUAACGACACUUUCACUGACUUGCCAUUCAGAGAUGGAUGGACAGAGGAAAAGGCAAAUCUGACAUGCACCGAACGCAUAAAGAAAUCCAUCCCUUCUGAACUACCAGACAUACCAGGAUUAUCAGAUUCAGACUACAUCCAGUCCUGUAUCAUAGAUAUUAAGUUUACUGCAGGGACCACCUUCGUACAAGAUACAGUUGGUGCCGUGCAGACAAAAACUAUUAUGGAAUUAUCUAGGAAUGAAACAUUGUCAAUUACAGAAACAGAUGAUGGAUCGCAAUCUGUUUUAGACUAUGUUACAAGUUUACUUUGUCCUAACAAUUGCACUGAAAACGGAAAUUGCACAUCAGGUGUUUGCUCAUGUUAUUAUGGAUACAUUGGUGAUGAUUGUUCUGAAGAAAUGUCAAAUCCGCCACUUAAUAUUACACUACCAGCAAAUGGUUUGUGUGGAACAAGAACAAGGGCUUGUAAAAGGACUAAUGUAUAUGGAACGUUCAAAUCAAACACCAUUUGGUGCAGGCGUAGGCACUUUCAGAUAAUGAACGGAUCACAUGAAUACACAUCAGAUUACGAAAUGAUAAAGGCAGAUUACAGGAAUCUUUUCAUGAUAUCUGUUAAUCUAGAGUCACCAAGACGUAAACGGUCUACAGCUGAUGUGGUAAUGGCAGAUGGGUUUGAACUCAGCUUGUCGAAUGAUGGAAAACAGUUCGGAAAUAGCGUCAACAUAGUUAUUUUUGAUGAACUAUGCUUUACAUGUGAUACCAAGUCAAAGAAAUGUUUUUUAUUGGAAUCGUGUCCUGUAACAACUUCUGAACCUCCAGAAACUGUCACUGAAAGUGUGAAACACUUCCCAUAUACUAAGUACAUCAUUAUUGGAACGGCUGGCGUACUCUUAUUCAUCACAGUCAUAUUCAUACUUUUGUUCUUAAAAGUAAGGAAAUUCAGUUCAAGGAACAAGAAAGGCAUAGAAAAGUUUGCACCGACACCUGAAGUUGAAAUGUGGAAUUUAUACAAAGAAAGAGAAAAACAAGAUGAAAUCCACGUUGACAUACAUAAUUGAUUCAAGAUAUUUUGUACUAAUAUUUGGUAGAUUUUUAGAUAUUUUGCUCGUUCAGUUCUCUUUAUCGGCAUAUAAUGUAAGGUAGCAGACUUUCAAAAUAACAAUUUAACGAUCUUGUAUAAUAUUACUCAUACUUAUACGUUGUAUUAUUCAUCAAUUUUUACAUAAAUUCUUACAUGUU